Musa acuminata subsp. malaccensis (wild Malaysian banana) is the source of this 1190-nucleotide messenger RNA. Its product is annotated as glyoxylate/succinic semialdehyde reductase 1. Gene Ontology annotation, molecular function: NAD binding; 3-hydroxybutyrate dehydrogenase activity; NADP binding. Gene Ontology annotation, cellular component: cytosol. The record is from RefSeq and is a predicted model, not a curated record. NCBI's taxonomy places the organism in Eukaryota, Viridiplantae, Streptophyta, Magnoliopsida, Zingiberales, Musaceae.
AGAUUAGAAACAUUGGUAGGUUUCUAAUCGGUCGGCUCAUUGAUCUGCUCCAGAAGAAGUGGAAGACGAAGCUGAAGUAGGACGCGAAGUAGAAGAGAGAGAGAGAGAGAGAGUGUGAGAGAGAGGAGGGGAAAAGAUGGAGGUGGGAUUCUUGGGUCUGGGCAUCAUGGGGAAAGCCAUGGCAGUCAAUCUUCUCCGCCACGGAUUCGGUGUGACCGUCUGGAAUCGGACCCUCUCCAAGUGUCAAGAGCUAGUGGAGCAAGGUGCAUCUGUUGGAGAAACACCUGCAGCUGUUAUCAAUAAGUGCAAGUACACCAUAGCUAUGCUAUCUGAUCCAAGUGCAGCCCUCUCGGUAGUUUUUGACAAAGAUGGAGUGCUUGAGCAAAUCUGCAGUGGAAAAGGCUACGUAGAUAUGUCAACGGUUGAUGCAGAAACUUCAUCUAAGAUCAGUGAGGCAAUUACAAAGAAGGGCGGGCACUUUCUUGAAGCUCCAGUCUCUGGCAGCAAAAAGCCGGCUGAAGAUGGCCAGUUGGUAAUCCUAGCAGCUGGAGAGAAGGCAUUGUACGACGAAAUGGUUCCUGCAUUUGAUGUACUGGGGAAAAAAUCAUUCUUUCUAGGGGAGGUUGGAAAUGGAGCCAAAUUCAAACUUGUGGUGAACAUGAUCAUGGGCAGCAUGAUGAAUGCGUUAUCGGAAGGACUCUGCUUGGCUGACAGAAGUGGGCUGAGCCAGCAAACGCUUCUAGACGUUUUGGAUCUGGGCGCAAUUGCUAAUCCCAUGUUCAAGCUCAAAGGCCCUGCGAUGAUCAAAGGCAGCUACCCACCUGCAUUCCCCCUCAAGCAUCAGCAGAAAGAUAUGAGGUUGGCUCUCGCCCUUGGUGAUGAAAAUGCUGUCUCGAUGCCUAUUGCUGCAGCAUCCAAUGAGGCAUUCAAGAAGGCCAGGAGCUUGGGAUUAGGGGACCUUGAUUUCUCAGCUGUCUUUGAAGCCGUAAAGUCUGCAAAAGACUCCGAUAGUGCUUGAAGAUUGGUUCCAGAAAAAAUAAAAAUAAAAAAGAUGCACGUUAAUGUCCUCACCAUGCCCUCAAAUGACUACAUUAGUUCGAGUCAACGAUUGCUUAGCGUUGGAUAUAUGUGAGUUCCUGACAAGCUGUGACAUAUUAUUAAUUCAGUGAAAAUUAUUUGGCUUUGCUGCG